AUGAGCUCAAACACGGGCCAACUUUCGUUCAGAGCGCUCCAGCUCGCGAAUGAGCAGCGCAACCAGUUCGGUAUGCGGUAUAACGACUAUGAGCGCUAUAGGAAGCAUUGCGCCAACCGGACACAUCGUCUGCGCUCAACGCUGAAGAUGACCCAUGGCAAGGGUCGUGAAUUCAAGAAGCUCCCUGCUGUAUCAACAGAGAAGUUACAGGACGGCCAUCUUCAGCUUCUUCUCUUCGAGGCAGAGCGUGCAUGGUCCUACUCGCAGGAGCUACUUGCCCAGUCAAACCUACCCGCCAACGACGAUCGUGCUGGGGGACUGCGUCAUAACGCUACUGGUCGCUUCAGACGUGCCGUGCACUGGGCGACACAGCUUCUCUCUCAAUGCCAGGCUCUGCACGCUGCUGGUCGUCUCAGCGCGAGCGGUCUUCUGGAAGUGACCGCAUAUACGCUGGUCUUGAACGGCCGUUUCCUGCGUUACCGCGAAGAGUUCGAGGACGCCCUUGUGCAGCUCUCGGUUGCUCGCGGUAUCUUCAACACGCUCGCCACCCGGGCGCGCACAAGCCGUGAUCAAGCGCUUGCCGUCUACUUCGCGGACGAAACUGGCCCUGAAAUUCGCAUCUGUGCCCACGAACUCGGCAGGGAGCGCUCGUACGACGUGGACGGAAUAGCGACCGAAGUUGGCUCCAAACAUCGCGCCGAUGUCGUAGACGGAUAUGACAACCUGAUAUCUCAGCUGAACAGCGAAAGCUCCGCCGGCCAACAGGAUGACGCCCGGAAGCGUCUUGAGGCUCUCGAAUGGGAGGGAGAGCCUGUCCCCAUUCGCAACCCUGAGCUUGUCGAUGUCCUCAUCAAGGUUCAGGAGGGGGAGUUGAAGCUCAAACGCGAGACGGCAGAGCUUACGGAAGCCGCCCAAUCCGGGAAGAAGGGCAAAGGAAAGAAGGGCAAGGGCAGCAGGUCAAAGCGCAGCGUUGCAGCUUAUGACAACAUUCUACUCGCUUUGAGCGACGCCGAGGAUGUUGCUCGCAAGUUGGUCGAAGCUCAGCAGCUGAGUGGAUCAACAUCCGCAGCGACACCUGGUACUCGCGACAUUCAGUUCGUACACACGUACAUCGUGUAUCAGCUUUUAUCGCGGCGUAUUCAACGCGACCUGUUGCUUGUAUGGACCCUGCUCACUUCGCAUCAUGCCGCUCGAAAACCGGCACCAGCUGCCACCGUCAAGCCGCAAAAGGAGGCCGUGGAUGCCCGUCUCUAUCCUGGUCUAGUCAAACUGCUGGAUACCGUCCUGCAGAGCCUCAACCAGAUGCGGACGUUGUCCAUUGUGGACGAUAGCCCAGAUCUAGCGAGUGCCGUAGAAGGACGGAUCUCGUACACGAGUGCGCGCAGAUGCUUGUAUCUUUCUCGUUGCUACUCACCGGUGAAGAAGUACGCCGAAGCGCUCACGCUCGUACAACGCGGUCAGAUUCAUCUCCGCGAAGCAAGUUCGACCCUCUCGACCCUGGAAGCCGACCCGAUUACUCAGGGUUCACCCGCCUUCUUCUCCCUUACUCCUGAUGAGCUGGCGACGAUUGGCUCCGAGCUUGACGCUGACGCGGCCUCGCUCAAGUCCUCUUGGUUCGCAUUCAAUGGCGGCGCACUCAAACCCAGUUCGGACGGCUACAAGAAGCCUCUCUUCUUUGACAUUGCGCUCAACUACGUACAACUGGACAUGGAGCGAUUGGAAGAACGUGCGGGUAUAGUGAAGAAGGCAGCACCUACACCGAUACCGGCAGUGCGGAAUGACACAGUGCAGGAGAAGAAGGCGAAGGUCGAGACGGAGAUUAGUCGGACUGCAACACCUGAACCCAGCGCAGCUCCGGCGAGGAGCGGGCUUGGGAGUCUCCUGGGAGGUUGGUGGGGCAAGCAAUGA
Messenger RNA from Peniophora sp. CBMAI 1063, 1908 nucleotides. The record is from the annotation of a GenBank genome assembly. NCBI's taxonomy places the organism in Eukaryota, Fungi, Basidiomycota, Agaricomycetes, Russulales, Peniophoraceae.